ACUCAUUUUGAUACUCUUCAAAUGCUCGAAAUUUGAACUUCACUUCAAAAUGAGCAUCAAACUGGGCGCCGAACCCUUGCGUGCCUUUCGUGUGACCAAGAUCUUCAGGGAAGCGCGCAAGCUGAAGUACUCCAUGUGCUUUUCCCAGGAUGGACAACAUCUCUUAGUCUGCGAUCAUGACAAUUUGAUUGUCUUCGAUUGCAACAGCCUUCAGCAGCUGUGUGUGGUCCACUUGCAGAACUAUCGCCCCGAAUUGGCUUGCUUUACACGGCGCAAUGAUCAACUGUUGCACAGCUCAACGAAGAUGAACUAUGACAUACGGUAUUUGGACUUGACAAGUCAUCAGUACCUGGCUGAAUUCAAGGGUCAUACGGGGGCGCUGCGUGGCUUAUGCUUUCAGCCGGGCAGCGCGCACCGCUUCAUGAGUGCCGGCUGGGAUGAUCGUGUGUUUCUGUGGGAUCUGCGCUGUGGCAGCUACACGCAACGGUUGAAGCAUUUGCAGCGUCCACUACUGGCUAUCGAUCCGUCUGGCUUGGUAUUUGCUACGUGCCACAAUGCGGAGCGCCUCGAGAUUUUCGACGUACGCAAGGCGGGCGGAAAGCCGUGCCAUCAGUUUAGCUACCAGCUGAACGAGCAGGCCAAGUGGACGCAGCUGCAGUUCGCGCCGGAUGGCAAGAACCUGUUGGUCAACACCGACCAUGGCUGGUGCUUCAGUGUGGAUGCAUUCAACGGACACUUUAGGCAGAUAUACACAGGCUAUGCGAAUCGGGAUCAGCUGCCGCUGCAGGCGUGCUACACGUCCGACUCGCAGCACGUGUUGGCCGGCUCGGACCGAGGACGCGUUCAUGUGUGGCGUGCAGCCAGCGGGCAGCUGAUGACCGUGUUGCACAGCAAGUGCAGCCAGUCGGUGCACUGUCUACAAUUCAAUCCCCAGCGUAGCAUGUUCGCCAGCAGCGAUGUGAGCACGCGCCUCUGGCUGCCGGGCAAACGCGCCUUGCCGUCAGCUGACAGCGAGGAGCUGCCGACCAUCGAUUUAACGCGCAGCGACUUGGAUAUGCAUAAAAUCAGACACUGUCGAAACUGGCCAAAGCCCAUACAGGUGCCUACUUGGCCAAAUUCCCCGUCGCCCGCUGUGAGCCGCCGGCCCAGGCGACGCAUGCCACGCAUGCCACGCAUCACCAUAACUGACGAUGAGAGUCUAGAAGAGGGCGAAAUACCUUGUGCCACACACACUCGCCAUCAAUCAGCCGGACAUUGAAAGUUUCAGUGGAACUUCAAUUGCACUCGGCCAAAAAGAGUUUGAAGCCACAGCUGGAGUCCAACAACUUGAGCACAUUGCACAGCUGGCUGCAGCAUAGGAAAACUUUUCAGUUACUUUGCUAG
Messenger RNA from Drosophila hydei, 1383 nucleotides. Its product is annotated as WD repeat-containing protein 82. Lineage: Eukaryota; Metazoa; Arthropoda; Insecta; Diptera; Drosophilidae. The transcript has 2 exons. Bases 50 to 1258 code for a protein of 402 amino acids. Gene Ontology annotation, molecular function: chromatin binding; protein binding. Gene Ontology annotation, cellular component: Set1C/COMPASS complex. The record is from RefSeq and is a predicted model, not a curated record.